AUGUCUUCGUCUGAUGCUGUCGCUCCUGCUGUGGCGCCCGCUGUAGCCCCCGCUGCCUCGUCCAAGGGGAUGCGAAAAAAUGGCAAGAAUUGGCACGAUACGAAAUCAGCAUUUCGCCCCAAUAAAGGGCAAACCUCGUAUGCCCAGCGGCUUGAGCAACGGAAGGCGAUGGCGGUGGUGAAAGAGCGGGAGAGGGAGAUGAAGGAGGAGAAAGAGGCAGAAAGACAGCGUCGCAUACAAGGAAUCAAAGAUAGACGGGCCGCCAAAGAAGAAAAGGAGCGGUAUGCGAAGAUGGCUGAGAAAAUGCACCAUAAGCGGAAUUUGGUGGAUGCUUGCUUAUUGUUACCGCAUGAAUGGUGUUUUGGAGUUACGGUUGAACACGUUGAUUUUUCUAAGAGGACUAAAAUCAAUACGUCCGUGAAAUACCCUUCAGGUUUCUAUUGUUUUAGAGACCUCUACGUAUAUCGAAAAGUCGUGUUUCUUGAAGGAGAAGUAAUCGUUGGUGCACAGUGCAGCGCCUCUCAAGCAAACAAAGAGAUCAACCUUGGAAUAGACGAGAAUGGUGAACACUAA
Molecule: messenger RNA, 573 nt
Organism: Ophidiomyces ophidiicola
Lineage: Eukaryota; Fungi; Ascomycota; Eurotiomycetes; Onygenales; Onygenaceae
Gene: CGR1
Product: rRNA-processing protein cgr1
Exons: 4
Coding region: 1-573 (190 amino acids)
Source: RefSeq, a predicted model, not a curated record